GUCAAAGUUAGCCGCCCACUGCUGGGGUGGGUCGGGCGGCAGAGGCAGACGAGCGGAGCUGACCAUGGCUAUGCCAGGCUCCUUCCUGCUGUUGGUCGAAGGGUCUUGGGGCCCCGACCCCCCGAAGAACCUGAGCACCAAGUUGCAGAUGUACUUCCAGAGCCCGAAGAGAUCGGGAGGCGGAGAGUGCGAAGUCCGUCAGGAACCGGGCACACCAGGGCGCUUCCUAGUGUUCUUCCAUCCAGUGGACGUUCGGCAAAAAGUUCUGGAGAAAAAGAACCAUGAGUUAGUAUGGCCAGGAAAAGGUACAUUCAAGUUAACUGUCCAGUUGCCCACAGCCCCAGACAAGGUCCAAGAUGUCUUUGAGGGGGAAAUUUCAACAAAGGAACCGGAGACCAAAGAACAUGCUGAAGAAACAGAUGUGUCAGAAGAACUGCAUACAAAACUUUGUCUCAAUAGAAGAUCAGAAAACGUGGAAGAUACCCCAGAAGAAUGUGAAAAUAUUUCCUCUUUGGUUGCAUUUGAAAAUCUCAAGGCAAACGUAACUGAUAUAAUGUUAAUCUUGCUAGUGGAGAACAUAAGCGGCCUGUCCAAUGAUGAUUUUCAAAUGGAAGUAAUACGAGAUUUUGAUGUUGCUGUAGUUACCUUUCAGAAAUGUAUAGAUGCUGUGAAAUUUGUUGAUGAUUGUGCCAGGCACCAUUCAGUGAGACAACUUCAGCUUUCUCCAAGACUUCUGGAAAUGACAAAAACAAUCAGGGUUGAAAACCUGCCACCUGGGGUUGAUGAAUGUAAUUUGAAAUGUUUAUUUGAAAAUCCUCAAAAUGGAGGAGGAAGAGUUGCCAGUAUUCAGUGUUUGCCUGAAGAGAGUUCAGCUCUGAUUGAGUUUUUUGACGAAAAAGUGUUACACACCAUCAUGACCAAGAAAUUUGUCCUCAGUAAUAUGCCACUCUCUGUGUUUCCAUACUAUGCCUCUUUGGGCACAGCCUUGUACGGAAAGGAGAAACCUCUGAUCAAGCUUCCAGCACCAUUCACAGAAUUAUUAGAUCCUCCCUUAUGGAGGUUCUUACAGAAAAAGCACCAUUUGAUGGAUGAGAUAAAUGAUGAAGUGAGGCAUUGUCAUGCUGAACUAACAUGGUCCGAACUCAGUGGUGAAGUUAUGGUCAGACCUGCAACCACAUUAUUCAGUCUAGGUAGACUAAAGAUCAGGACUUGGCGGGAAGACGUUUCCACAUCAUUCUCUACCAUCAGGUCUAAAUACAAAGUCACCCCAUUGAAAGUGGAUCCCAUAGUGUGGGACACCAUAAAAAACAGUUUAGAAGAUGACAAGAUUUUGAUUGAAUUUAAUACACUUAAGGGAGUUGUAAUCUUAGUGGGGAAAUCAGAGGAUGUACAAAACAUUGAGCCACAAAUCAAGGAAUUAAUAGAAAGUACAACUCAAAAAAUUAGAAAAGAAGAGCAAAGUGUAAAGGAAAAAGUGGCCAUUUCUCCAAGAAGGUAUUUUCUUUUGUGUCACAGUGGUGCCCUGGAGGGUCUCCACACUGAGUGCCCAGAGAUGGAGAUGUCUUAUGAUGAAACUUCUCAACACAUGAGCUUCAAAGGACUCCACACAGAUGUAUAUAAAGUAAAGUGUGAAAUACAGAAAAAGAUACUCACCAUGGCUCAAAAAAACAUCCAGCUUCCCCCUGAGAUUUUCCAAUUUUUGCAAAAAGUAGACCAUAUAGAAUUCUCUAAGUCUUUUUUUAUAGCACAGAAAAUUCUUGCUGUUUAUGAGCUAGAGGGUACAGCUGUUCUCCUAACCAGCUAUUCCUCUGAAGUCCUAUUAGAUGCUGAAAAGCACAUGGUCAGUGCCUUAAGUUAUAGGCGCAUAGACAUUGAGGACAGGGAAAUUCUUAAUAACAAGAAAUGGAAAGGGCUCACUCGCAGUUUGCAUAAGAAACCUAAUUCCUCAUCACAGACUGUAAUAAUCCAUCAGUUAACUUCAGGAAGCAAAGCUGAGGUUGUUAUCGCAGGCUGUGUGGGAGAAGUGAACGAAACCUAUAGCUUGCUUAUUGAAUUUGUGGAAGAACACACGAAAAUAGAGAGAUUGGUUGCAAUAGAGUCUUCCAUAAUCAUAGAUUAUUUGAAGAUAGAAAAAAAGCCAUUCUUGCAAAAGAUAAAGAAGACAAAUGUCCAAGUAAUUUUCAAUGCUGAGAAUAAACAAAAAGGCAUUUUACUAAUUGGCCCAAAGGCCAAAGUCCUGGAUGGCGUGCACAUCAUCAGGCAAGCCUGGGAUUCCAUCUGUGUUGAAAGCAUCCAUAUUGAUAAGCCAGGAGCCAGCCAGUUCUUCCGGGAAAAAGCACAGUACUAUAAAAGUGAAGUCAAACGGUUAUUUGGAUGUUUUAUUGAACUACAGGAGAAUGGAGGGAAGAAGGAGGCAGGUGGCACUGAUGGGCAGAAGUGCUCCUUUCGGGCAGAGCUGGCCCCUGGAGUCUCCCUGAUUGUGCAACAGGGCGACUUGACACAGUUUCCGGUGGACGUGGUGGUGAGCACCACAAAUGAGGACCUGAAGCUCUGUGGUGGCCUAGCAGCUGCUCUUUCUAAAGCAGCUGGCCCUGAGCUCCAAGCAGACUGUGACCAGAUAGUAAAGAAGAUGGGCAAGAUCCUACCUGGUCAUGCCGUCAUCUCCAAAGCAGGAAAGCUCCCAUACCAGCAUGUGAUUCAUGCUGUGGGGCCCAAAUGGAAGGGAGAUGAGGCCCUGAAGUGUGUGCUCCAGUUAAAGAGAGCUGUAGAAGAAAGUCUCCAUCUGGCUGAAAACUACAGGUACCGAUCCAUAGCCAUCCCUGCUAUCGGUUCCGGAGUCUCUGGCUUUCCCUUAGUCCGCUGUGUGAGGACUAUUGUUUUGGCUAUCAGGAAAACCUUCCAGCUUAACCAGAAUAGAAACAUCUUGAAAGAGAUUUACCUUGUGGAUACAGCAGAGAAGGCUGUGGAGGCCUUCGCAGAGACAGUGAAAAAUGUAUUUGAAGACCUGGUGCCUGCCGCUGCUUCGCAGCCCAGUUUACCUGCAGCAGCCCAGCCUGGCUUGACAACAGUUCAUGGAAACAGACAAAUUUCUUCGUUGACCCAGGGAAACCUGAGGCUCCUGCUGGUGAAAGGGGAUGUGCGGAGUGCUAUGGCUGAUGUUCUUGUCAACUCCAUUCCCAUGGAUCUUGAGCUUAAUAGAGGGCCCCUUUCUCAGGCCAUCUUGGCAAAAGCUGGGCCAAAGCUCCAGGAGGAACUGAACAUUGUCGGACAAACAGCAGUUAUUGACACGGGCACAGUUCUCCAAACCAGCGGAUACGGUCUGCACUGCCGCCGUGUGCUUCAUGUGGUGGCUCUGAACUGGAGAGACACCACAUCUUCAUACAAGGUCAUGGGAGACAUAAUCAGAAAAUGUUUGGAAAUCACUGAGAGCUUAUCCUUGAGAUCAAUUGCAUUCCCAGCCAUAGGAACAGGAAAUUUGGGGUUUCCUAAAACCACUUUUGCUGAAUUAAUCAUUUCAGAAGUGUUAAAAUUUGGUAGCAAGACUCAACUGAAAACUUUACAAGAGGUUUACUUUCUGCUGCACCCGAGUGAUCAUGAAAAUAUUCAGGCAUUUUCAGAUGAAUUCACCAGAAGGACUAAUGGAAAUUUCGUCAGUGACAAAAUUCCCAAGGCUGAAGAUAAACAAGUUCUCUCUGGGACUGUGUUUAGCCCAAAUGUAGGAAAGCGUGAAAUGAAGAUUGGUCCCAUCGUCUUCCAGGUGGCCUUUGGAGAUAUCACCAAAGAAGAGGCAGAUAUGAUUGUAAAUUCAACAUCAAAGACUUUUAAUCUCAAAGCAGGGGUAUCCAAAGCAAUUUUAGAAUGUGCUGGACAAAAUGUGGAAAUGGAGUGUUCUCGCCAAGUUCAAAAGGGCAACAAUGAUUAUAUAAUUACUGAAGGUGGAUUACUGAAGUGCAAGAAUAUUAUUCAUGUUAUUGGCGGAAACGAUGUCAAGAGAUCAAUGUCCUCUAUUUUACAAGAGUGCGAAAAACGGAAUUACUCAUCCGUUUGCCUCCCAGCCAUUGGGACAGGAAAUGCCAAUCAAGACCCAGCUGGGGUUGCUGAUGCCAUAAUUGAUGCCAUUGAAGACUUUAUCCAGAAAGGACUUGUACAGUCUGUGAAAAAUGUUAAAGUGGUUAUUUUUAUGCCUUACCUACUGGGUGUGUUUUGGGACAGCAUAAGAAAAAGAGAACAAUCGCUGACUUCUCUCCGACAGUCUCUAAAGUCUAACGUAACAUCACUUAUGGAUUCCCUGCAUCAAUCUCCCCAAAAGCAGAAUCCUUUGGUUUUGAAAAAGAAAACAGAAUUAGCAACUUUUCAGGUGUGUGGUGAAAACGUAAAAUGUGUGAAAAACGCUCUCACCUGGAUACAGGAUCUGAUUACAAAGGAACUGUGUCCUUACACUAAUGAAGAUGAAUGUAUCAAAGAUUUUAAUGAAAAAGAGUAUCAGAAAUUGAAUGAGCUGCAGGAGAACUUAGAUAUUGUCAUUUGCUUGGACAGUGAAAAACCUCUGAUUGAAGUUUUUGGAAUUGGCAAAGAUGUGACCCAGGCUAGAAAUGCAAUUGAGGAAAUGAUCAAGAGAAUCAGAUUGGCCAAAGAAGAGAAAUCCCAGGCAGAUUUUAUCAGUGAAUUUAUAGAAUGGCAAUAUUAUGACAAAGACACUUUUCAUAGUUUUAACAAAAGAGUCAAUCUGCAAUUGGAGAAUGCAAGGAAAGCAAAGCAAAGGCUAGCUGUUGUUGAAGUUAAUCAUCAGAGCUACACCGUGGACCUGUGCAAGAACACUGCUACAGAUGGAAAAGGAUGCAGUUUGCCUGUUCGGCGCCUGAUGAAAUCUGAAGCUGGGAUCCCCAAACACUGGAGUGAUAUGAAACAGCAGGAUGUCUGUGUGGUUGAGCUACAGCCUGGUCAUGCAGAAUAUGACACAGUCGCAAGCAAGUUUAAUCAGACCUGCUCGCACUUCUACAUAGAGAAGAUUGAGAGGAUCCAGAAUCCAGAUCUUUGGAAUAGCUACCAAACAAAGAAGAAAGCCAUGGAUGCCAAGAAUGGACAUAAAAACAAUGAAAAGCAGCUCUUCCAUGGGACAGAUGUUGACUCGGUGCCACAUGUCAACCGAAAUGGCUUUAACCGCAGUUAUGCUGGGAAGAACGCUGUGGCAUAUGGAAAAGGAACGUAUUUUGCCGUCACAGCCCGUUAUUCUGCCAAUGAUAUAUACUCCAGACCAGACAGAAAUGGGAAAAAGCAUAUGUACUAUGUGCGAGUACUUACUGGAACGUACACAAAUGGAAAUCAGUCACUAAUUGUGCCUCCACCAAAGAACCCUGACAACCCUACUGACCUGUAUGACAGUGUCACAGAUUGUGUGAAUAAUCCAGGGUUAUUUGUGGUAUUUUAUGACUAUCAGGCUUACCCAGAGUAUCUCAUUACUUUUACACAUUAACAUUUUGGUAUCCUUCCCAGAAGACAUUGCUCAUCUACACAUACUGAGUUAUAAAACAAGUUUAUAUAUUUUCUUUUCCUCUUAACAGCUUUUUCUAAGAUCAAAGGAUCCUUGUCACUGCAAUCAGACUUUCUUCAGCUUCUCCUUCAUAACUGGAAUGAACCUAUCUUGAAAGCAAUACAUUUGAGAAUUUAAAAUCAGAUAAACUAAGACCGCACUAACUGUGUGUCCAAACUGUGGACAUCAAAUCUGUAGAAGGAAAGAACAGGUUGUAUUUUUAGGAAGGAAAGAAUAAUGUUCAUCUUAAAGGCAGAGGGCACAGCUAUGCAAUUUCAGCUGCUGCUGAAGGAGGCAGCUGGUAUCACGUCGGAAUGCCAUAUUCCUUGAGGAACACAGUAUUACUGAGGGACAGGACUGCUGAUUUCCCUGAGGAAAUCCCUGGGCUGAUGUCUGUGCCUGGUGUAAAUAGAUGCUCCAGAAAUGUUUCAUAAACCAACUGAGAAAGAGAAAUCACAGUCAGACUCUGACCCAAAAGUCAUCUCUUUUACAUCCUUGAGUUGUCACUUUGCCUUAAAUUGAAGAUUCCACGUCAGGGAACUUUGUUCUUCAUGAAUAGAGCCAUGGCACGUGGGACAGCUCCAGUCAAGCUUCUGGGAUCACAGUGCAGAUGUGCCCCACAUGGAUCAGGGGCUGGGGUCUAGCUUGUGGCCCAAGGGAGUUGUGUCUCAUACACUUGAGCAGCAGAGCAGCCCUGGCUGGAUGCUGACCCCAAACCUGCCUUCAUCUAACUGCUGUUGGUCUUAGUUCUGCCCAGUGACAACAGUGACAUAAGCCUGCCACACUUUAAGCAUGAAACCCUUCUACUAUGUUAAGUGAAUUCUAAUGUUAUUAAAUAGCAUAUUUUCUUUAUGCACUCAAUUUUGAUGAUUUUAAAGACUUGUACAUAAAUAAACCAAAGGAAUCAAGCAGUCAUA
Suricata suricatta (meerkat) is the source of this 6447-nucleotide messenger RNA. It is a transcript of the gene PARP14, whose product is annotated as poly(ADP-ribose) polymerase family member 14. The record is from RefSeq and is a predicted model, not a curated record. The coding region runs from base 65 to 5473 and encodes 1802 amino acids. Gene Ontology annotation, cellular component: nucleus; cytoplasm. The transcript is spliced from 17 exons. Gene Ontology annotation, molecular function: NAD+ poly-ADP-ribosyltransferase activity; transcription corepressor activity. Lineage: Eukaryota; Metazoa; Chordata; Mammalia; Carnivora; Herpestidae. Gene Ontology annotation, biological process: negative regulation of gene expression.